UGAAGAUGAACCUAGGACAGAAGAACAAGAAGAGCAAGCUAAAGAACCAGAAGGAGAAUCAAAGCCUAGGCCCAAGCUAUUUAUGCCAAAUUUGGUGCCUCCAAAGAUCCCUGAUGGGGAGAGAGUGGACUUUGAUGACAUUCACCGCAAGAGAAUGGAGAAGGAUCUGAAUGAGCUGCAAACCCUGAUUGAGGCCCACUUUGAGAACCGGAAGAAAGAGGAGGAAGAGCUGAUAUUCCUCAAGGACAGAAUAGAGCAGCGGCGAGCAGAACGAGCUGAACAGCAACGGAUCCGCAGUGAGCGCGAGAAGGAACGUCAGGCCCGCUUCGCUGAAGAGAGAGCCCGGAAAGAGGAAGAAGAAAAUAGGAAGAGGGCUGAAGAGGAUGCCAGGAAGAAGAAGGCUUUCUCCAAUAUGCUCCAUUUUGGAGGCUACCUACAGAAGACAGAGAAGAAAAGUGGGAAAAAACAGACAGAGCGGGAGAAGAAGAAAAAGAUCCUCAGCGAGCGUCGAAAACCUUUAACCAUCGAUCACUUGAAUGAAGACAAAUUGAAGGAAAAAGCAAAGGAACUGUGGCAGAAUAUCCAUGACCUGGAAGCUGAGAAAUUUGACUUGCAGGAAAAGUUCAAGAGGCAGAAAUAUGAGAUUUCCAUACUCACUGCACGCUGCGAUGAGUUAAGCAAGUACUCAAAGGCCGCCCGUGGGAAGCCUGUGGUUGGUGGCCGGUGGAAGUGAGAGAUGGUUUGUGUCCAGCCUGCAGAGACGGCAGAGCAGGAUACUUCUGCGUGGGCCAGCCUUUGAUCCAGCAUCCCAACCCAUGUGGCCCAAAGGAAAGCACCAACUCUUCCAGAUUAUUCAGACCAAGCCACCUUCCAAUGGCUUCACUCUGUAGAAUGACUGUAGGUGUGUGUGCAGCACUGUCACGGCACGGAGCAAACACGCUGCUGUGUGGAAAAAAUGACUGUGUCACCAAAGUUAAGCAUACUGUGUCUGUAAAUAAAGCAAAUCAUGCAGCAAUA
Messenger RNA from Podarcis muralis (Common wall lizard), 1017 nucleotides. It is a transcript of the gene TNNT2, whose product is annotated as troponin T2, cardiac type. NCBI's taxonomy places the organism in Eukaryota, Metazoa, Chordata, Lepidosauria, Squamata, Lacertidae. Gene Ontology annotation, biological process: regulation of muscle contraction; cardiac muscle contraction; sarcomere organization. Gene Ontology annotation, cellular component: troponin complex. Gene Ontology annotation, molecular function: tropomyosin binding; troponin I binding; troponin C binding. The record is from RefSeq and is a predicted model, not a curated record.